This is a messenger RNA of Gamsiella multidivaricata, 1521 nucleotides long. RefSeq lists its product as uncharacterized. Bases 1 to 1521 code for a protein of 506 amino acids. The transcript has a single exon. Gene Ontology annotation, molecular function: FAD binding; oxidoreductase activity. The record is from RefSeq and is a predicted model, not a curated record. NCBI's taxonomy places the organism in Eukaryota, Fungi, Mortierellomycota, Mortierellomycetes, Mortierellales, Mortierellaceae.
AUGCAUCUCCACACACUUGGAAGCGCAACCCUGCUUCUCGCCAUCAGCUCCUUCGCCUUCGCAGCCGCCCCCACCCCAUCCCCUCAACUCGCCACCUGCUUGAAACCCCUCGGCAGCAAAGUCAUCACAAGCAAGUCCUCAGCCUACGCACAACAGCGCUAUGCCUUCGAUCUGCGCUACACCUUCCAGCCCGAAGUCAUCGUCAUGGCCCAAUCUGAGACCGAUGUCCAGACUGCCGUAAAGUGUGCCAAACAGGCCAACAUUCCGGUCGCACCCCGCUCAGGAGGCCAUUCCUUCGAGGGUUAUUCCAUCGGCGGCCAGGACGGUGCCCUCGUCCUUGAUCUCACCGGCUUGAACGGUGUCAAGGUAAAGGGGUCCAAGGCUAAAGUCGGAGCCGGCGUCCGUCUCGGCAAACUCUACCUUGAGCUGUUCAACCAGGGUGGUUGGACCAUCAACGCAGGCACCUGCCCCAGCGUCGGUAUUGGCGGACACGCCCUCGGAGGUGGAUUCGGCUUGCUCUCUCGUAAAUAUGGUCUUUUAAUCGACCGCAUCGUCGAAAUGGAGAUGGUCAACGCCGACGGCGAGCUUCUCACCAUCUCUGCCACCCAGAACCCUGACCUCUUCUAUGCCCUCCGUGGCGCCGGCGGUGGAUCCUACGGUGUCGUCACCUCCUUCACCAUUCUCCCUGUCAAGCCUGCCCCCAAGGUCACCUCCUUCUCUUAUGAAUGGAAUCUUUCCGACUACGCUAAGGUCCUUAAGGCCUAUGUCAACUUCCAGCCCACAGCCAGCCGCGACGUCGGUGUCGAAAUGAACGUUGCCUCUAGCGGCCUGGAGCUCUACGGAAUCUUCCAGGGCCCCAAGGGCACGCAAUCCGCCGCCAUGGCCUCCUUCUUAAAGGCGGCUCCCAAGCCCCGGAGCUCCGACGUUCGUGAGAGUCGACAAAUCGAUGCCCAAUUGCGCUUCGCCUUCGUCGAGGGUGGUAACAAUGACAAGGACAUCAAUGCUCUGGCUCUCCAGCCCCCCUACCACCCUGGCGAUUCUCGUUACACUAAGGGCAAAUCUCUUGUCUACCCCUCUGUUCUCAAGUCCUCGACGAUCGCUCUGCUCGGCAAAUGGGCUGCCAAGACACCCAAAGGCUCGACCGCUAACUACAUCAUUGUCGAUCUCUGGGGCGGUGCUGUAAGCGAUACCUCUGCCUCUGACACCUCUUUUAUCCACCGCGAUGCCCACACCGUCUUCGAGUUCGUCGCCGAAUGGGAUGAGAGCUCGAGCCCCAAGCCUGGCAAGCCCGACUGCAAGGACUGCCUCAAGUGGAUGAACGAUAUGUACAGCGAGUUCCUGGCCGAUUACAGGGCCAACUACUCGACCUCCGUUCGCGGCUAUCAAAACUACAUUGACUUGGCUAUGCCCAAUUGGAUGGACGCCUACUACGGCCAGGCCGUCCCUCGCCUAAAGCAGAUCAAGGCCUCCGUCGACCCUGCCAACGUCUUUAGAUUCCCUCAGAGCAUUCCUCUUAAGUAG